Messenger RNA from Knipowitschia caucasica, 831 nucleotides. NCBI's taxonomy places the organism in Eukaryota, Metazoa, Chordata, Actinopteri, Gobiiformes, Gobiidae. The record is from the annotation of a GenBank genome assembly.
AUGACCAUGACAGGACAAAGAAGCAUAGAUCUUGUGGCUGCCUACAACCAUUUUCUGGAAAAACAAAUCGUGGACCAAGGUUCCAGUCUGCCAUGCCAAGAUGCGACCCUCUGCAAUGAGGUGAAUGAGCUGCUGAAGAGCAGCGAUGGCAGUGAUGCACACUGUCUGGGUUUGGAUACUCUAAACUUCAUGGAGGAGUCUCUGCAGUCCAAUGUGAGCGACUACAGGCGACCAGCUGAAGUCCGAAGAGGACUCUGUGGCCUGGCCAAAGCAUUUGAGGUGCUGGAGCAGGCUGCACUCAACCUGCACCUGGGUCCUUGGAGGGAGGAGUACAAAAUUGUAAAGAUGUAUUCUGGGAUAUUUACACACUGGAUCAAACCAGUGUUCUCCACACAGCAGAUAGAACUGCUCUUUGGUUUGUUGGGAUAUAAGCAGUGCUCAACGCAGCGAGAGCAGCUCCACCUUCAGCCACAGAGAGUCAGUGCAGCCUGGGUGGACGAGCUCCUACAGUUGUCCUGUGCCUUCUUUCUGGCGCGUUGUGAGUGUCGCCUCCUGCUGGAUGUACUAGGAAAGUAUGCUGGUCAGCCUCGGUGGGAAAUCAAUAUUGUGAGAGAGAGGCAAAAAGGACACAGCCUUCAGCUCGCACUUGACAGCACAUUGAGGCUGGUCGAUGUCAAGCAACCCCUACAAGAGCUGCCUGAAGAAAAUGAAAUGGAUCUGUACACAGAUGAUCUGGAAUCAGAAUCAGAUGAACACAGUGCCUUUAAUCUGCCAGUGCACAAAACUGCACUUUCAUCUCACAUCUGCAACGAGUGUGCUGAAACUCUCUGA